AUGGAAAUCCUCCCGCCACUCAUAUCGCUCGCCUCCGCCUGCAUCGUUUACCCGCUGACUGUCAUCGUUUCGAUUGCAUAUUUUCUUCUGGAGCUCUUGGCUAGCCCCAUCGUCCAUCUCUCGUCGCAAGUAUACCGCAUUUUCGCCUUGCUGGUACGAGGUGUGCUGAAAUUCGAGCCGCUGUACACAUAUUUCGGCGUUGCUGGCCUUUUCGGUGCCAUCACUGGCUUCAUCCUUUAUCGCAUACUAUGCGCAACAUACCAGCUACUAGGCAUUUCUCCUUGCGAUGAACUCGACCUCAAACGCCAGUCAUCUGCGAUGGAGCCUGCAGAUGAAAGUGCAAGUGACGAGCAUUCCUUUACGAACCGUGAGAAGGGAUUCUCCCGUCUGCAGAAACUUGCCAGCAAGAACGAAGCUGGUUCUUCGCGCUGGUUUCUGAGCCCACAGGCCCAAAGGGAAGGCAUCCUCGAGGAAGGUGACGAAGAAGAAAAAGAAGAAGACACUGAUAACUGA
This is a messenger RNA of Ophidiomyces ophidiicola, 513 nucleotides long. RefSeq lists its product as uncharacterized. NCBI's taxonomy places the organism in Eukaryota, Fungi, Ascomycota, Eurotiomycetes, Onygenales, Onygenaceae. The transcript is spliced from 2 exons. The coding region runs from base 1 to 513 and encodes 170 amino acids. The record is from RefSeq and is a predicted model, not a curated record.